Messenger RNA from Nipponia nippon (crested ibis), 1260 nucleotides. Lineage: Eukaryota; Metazoa; Chordata; Aves; Pelecaniformes; Threskiornithidae. The record is from RefSeq and is a predicted model, not a curated record.
AUGGGUGACCUUCAGAGACUUCUUAGCCAAGGAGAAUAUGCUCCUUUUACCUCUGCCCCCAUCUUCGAGAGCAAGUUUGUCCAGGUUAAUCGAAGAGGCGAACCAAUUUCUGUCCAUAACCAACCCAGCUGCGUGACCAUUGGCAUCUGUGCUGCCAAUCCCAGUUCACCGAUGCCCAAUGCGAUGCUGGUUGCACGCGAGGUGCCCGUCUCCCCACAGGAAAGUACGACAAACUUCUGGAAACUCUCAGAGCAGCCAUCUCCCAUGGAACAGCUAGCACUUACCAGGUUCUUCCCCUUGAAGUUUGUGGAACUCUCUGUCCACAGCACAGAUAAGCAUCACCUCAUGUUAAAAUUAGUAAAUGGCCGUUCCUAUUAUCUAGAGCUCUGUGCCCCACCAGACCAGCAACAACACCUAUUCCACCUGUGGCUGCAGCUCAUCUCUCUCCUGAAACCCCCAGAAAAUACCAGCAAUACCGAAGUCGAUGUAAAACGCAAGGAUUUUGGCAUGUGUCACAAGAAAGCUCCCAGCCCAAACAAGCCAUCAGAAAAUAGGGAUGACCCACAAGAUGUGCCUAACCCCAAAACAGAGGAAGAAGAAGUUACUAAGCAGACCUCCCCCAACCAAGUUCCCCUCUCAGGUACAGUGGGUCCCACAGAAGAGAGUGGAAGGAAAGAGGAAACCUUCCACAGAUCCCUGAAACCAACCAGGCAAGAAACCACCAUGCAGCCAAAGAAUAUAGAUCCUCUGGAUACAAAGAAGAGCAAAAGCACAGAAAAGAAGAAAACUAGAUGUAGAAAAGACAGUAAACUAGCGAUCAGUUUGGAUGAGGAUGACAACACUGAAGAGCCAACUGGUGAAUCUAGCUACUUUUUGCAGCCAUUAUAUCUUCUAGACACCGUGUCCUGGGCACCUUCUGUGCCUCAGCCUCCCUCCGCUCUCCCAAAGACGGGCUCUCAGAUGAGAGUGAACAUUUUCUGUCCCACAACAGGCCCCAGCCUGGCUGGGGCUUUCAAGAUGGGGUUGCGGCUUCAGCAGCAGUACAAGGAGAAGGGGGGGGAUGAUGAGUGGGCAGUAGUUAACGCACCUCCUGGCUCGGAACGACUUCGUUGUCGGAAAGCCCGUAGCGAUAAAACGCUUGGGGCGGGGGUGCUUUCCGCGCUGGGGGGCCGAGGCCGUGCUGCGGCGGAGACUGCGCGGGCGAGCAGCAAAGGGCACCGGGGGCUCGCUGAGGCAGGCGGCACGACAGAGCGGGAUUAA